AUGAAAGUGUUAAGCAGCUGUAACACUUCAAAGACACUAAAUGCUGGGAACAUGGAGAGUCUGAUUGAGUGCCAGUUGGAGGCUGAUGCCAAGAAAUGCCCCCCGCUGGUCCCAGCAGAUACUGAAGACGGACUUUGCCACUCGACUGCAGAUGGGACAAAGAAAAGAAAGAAGGUGAUAUCACAGUCAUUUACUCUGAGACGUAGCUCUACCAACGGGAAUUCCCCAGGGCAGCUGGACUCGGGUGCCAAAAUCGCUCUGUUUGGCCAGCCUCUGGCAAUUAUCUGUGGGGAAGAUGACACACUGCCCCAACCGAUCCAGGAUCUCCUAGCUAUAUUGUAUAUGAAAGGACCUUCCACUGAAGGGAUAUUCAGAAAAGCUGCCAAUGAGAAAGCACGAAAGGAGUUGAAGGAAGACCUAAACAAAGGCGGGAACGUUGAUUUGAAAAGCAAAUCUGUGCACCUGCUGGCAGUGGUCUUGAAGGACUUCCUCCGAAAUAUUCCCUCCAAACUCCUGUCGGCUGACCUCUAUGAGAAGUGGAU
Molecule: messenger RNA, 542 nt
Organism: Fulmarus glacialis (Northern fulmar)
Lineage: Eukaryota; Metazoa; Chordata; Aves; Procellariiformes; Procellariidae
Gene: TAGAP
Product: T-cell activation RhoGTPase activating protein
Exons: 6
Biological process (GO): signal transduction
Molecular function (GO): GTPase activator activity
Source: RefSeq, a predicted model, not a curated record